CUGUAUCGCUAUUAAUUUAUUUAUGAAAAUUAUACUUUUGUAUGUAUCGUAUAUUGAGUCAAAAUGAAAACGAGUGUUCGAAAAAUGAUGAAGAUGUUAAUAUAAGAAGAGCUAUAGACGAUGAAGCUUUGGAAUCCAAAAGAUGGAAGCGACGUCACGUGGUGGCAAUUUUGGCGUUGCUCGGAUUUGCCAAUAUCUACGCAAUGAGAGCUAAUUUGAGCAUUGCAAUCGUUGAGAUGACUUCCGGAACUGAACGAAAAGUGAAUGGAACGACGCUUCAUGUUCUCGGUGAUUUUGAAAACUGGACCCCAAUGACGCAAGGAGUUGUGCUCAGUUCCUUUUUUUACGGCUAUAUCGUCUCCCAACUGCCCGGCGGAUAUCUCGCAUACACUCAUGGAGCAAAAACCAUCUUUUUCGCUGGCACAUUUGGAACCGCUGUCUUCACGCUCCUCACGCCGCCAUUCGCCAGAAUGGGAUACGGAAUGCUCGUUUUUGCUCGCUUCAUGGAGGGAUUACUCGAAGGGGUCACUUAUCCGGCAAUGCACGUGAUUUGGAGCAGAUGGGCACCUCCAAUGGAACAGACAAAGCUUGCAACUUUUGCAUUCUCAGGAUCAUAUUUCGGAACUGUUGUCGCCAUGCCACUGUCCGCGUAUUUGGGAGAACAUUUUGGGUGGCCAAUGAUAUUUUGGUUUUUUGGCGCACUUGGUGUGAUUUGGUGCAUGGUUUGGUACAAGACGGUGCAUGAUCGGCCAGAAGAUGAUCCGAAAAUCUCAACAUCCGAGCUGGCAUUACUGCAGCGUGAUGCCGUCAGCCAGAACCAUUAUAUUGUUCCAUGGGCCCAAAUCCUCCGUUCUAAGCCAGUUUGGGCCGUCAUCGUUGCCCAUAGCGCUCAAAACCUCGGCUUCUACAUAAUGCUUACAAACUUGCCAAAAAUGUUGAAGGAUAUCGCGGGGUACAAUGUAGAAAAGGCUGGAAUUGCCAGUAGUCUGCCGUACUUCUUGAUGGGAUUCCAAAUUAUUACUGGAGGGCAGCUGUGCGACUACUUGAGACGGGAUAAGCAUUACGACACACUUUUCGUGAGAAAAAUGGCUUGCGCAUUAGGUUUCAUCGGUCAAUCUGUGUUUCUCUUCCUUGUUAUGACCACCUCUAACUCGCUGCUUCUGGUCCUUUUCUUCUCAAUUUCCAUCGGACUAGGCGGAAUUUGUUGGUGUGGAUUUUCAGUAAAUCAUCUGGAUUUGGCCCCACAGUAUGCUGGACAUUUGAUGGCCACGUCGAACACAUUUGCGACAAUUCCUGGAAUUUUCGGACCUCUUCUAGUUGGAGCAAUUGUGCAAAAUGGGACAAUCGGUGAGUGGAACGUGAUCAUGUACAUCAUAAUAUCUGCUUAUCUGCUCGGAGCUGCAAUUUUUUGGAAGUUCGCCGACGCUACCCUACAACCAUGGGCCGCAGAGCACACUUCCUUUGUCGGACAGCUGGAAUAGAUGGUCAACAUAUCUAACUUUCCCACAUUUCCUUUCUAUUAGAAGCAUAAUUGAUCUUUCCCCACAGAGUUUUUCCUUAUUUUUUUUCUAGCUUUCAGAAUUUUGAGGCUGAACUCCUUCAAAGAACACAAUGAAAGUCUGGAUGUUG
Molecule: messenger RNA, 1629 nt
Organism: Caenorhabditis elegans
Lineage: Eukaryota; Metazoa; Nematoda; Chromadorea; Rhabditida; Rhabditidae
Gene: slc-17.1
Product: Sialin
Exons: 10
Coding region: 42-1481 (479 amino acids)
Biological process (GO): D-glucuronate transmembrane transport; transmembrane transport; sialic acid transport
Cellular component (GO): transport vesicle membrane; basolateral plasma membrane; lysosomal membrane
Molecular function (GO): transmembrane transporter activity; D-glucuronate transmembrane transporter activity; sialic acid:proton symporter activity
Source: RefSeq, marked reviewed